This is a messenger RNA of Dioszegia hungarica, 834 nucleotides long. Its product is annotated as transport-related protein. NCBI's taxonomy places the organism in Eukaryota, Fungi, Basidiomycota, Tremellomycetes, Tremellales, Bulleribasidiaceae. The record is from RefSeq and is a predicted model, not a curated record. Gene Ontology annotation, cellular component: Golgi membrane. The coding region runs from base 1 to 834 and encodes 277 amino acids. The transcript is spliced from 8 exons.
AUGCCCUCUUCAAUCCUGCCCGUCGCGUCCUCGAGCAGACCCGGGUUGAGUAUGGGUGGAGGGUAUGACGGGUCAAGAGGCGGGUAUGACGGAGUUGGAGUUAUGGGAGGAGGAAUGCCAAGGGUGGAUAGGAUACCGCUGGUGUUGAGGAGACUGGGAAAGUUCAGGUCUAUGGACUUUGAGCUAGCAUUCUGGCAACUGACGUACCUCGUUGUCUCGCCAAGAAGGGUUUAUCGACAGACGUAUCAUCAAAAACAGACGAAGAAUGUCUGGGCAAGAGAUGAUCCUGCUAUGCUGAUGCUGAUCGCUGGCUGUCUGACAGCUUCCGGGAUAGCCUGGUCUCUGGUAUACCAUAGAAGUGCCACCGGCACUCUGCUUCUCAUCCUCAAAAUGGUCUUCCGUGACUUCCUCCUCAUCUCCCUCCUCACCGCCCUCGUCCUCUACUUUCUCACAAAUCGCCUCCUCGUCUCCUCCCUCGCACCCCAUGCUUCCACAUCCGAUAACCGCGUCGAGUUCGCUUACGCCUUUGAUGUGGCUGUAAACUCGUUCUUCCCUGCCUUCUUGACGAUCGGUGUGGCAUUACUACCGCUGGCACCGGUCGUAGUUGCGAAGAACUGGGUGUGCCUGUUCUUUGGAAAUACCCUCUUCCUCAUAGCAGGCCUGCAGUACACGUACGUCAUGUACCUAGGCUACGCUGCCUUGCCUUUUGUGGCGAGGAGCGAGCUGCUCCUUUCACCCUUAUUACCUAUCUUUGGCGGGUAUCUCCUGAGCUUACUCGGCUUCAACAUUCCCCGACAUGCCCUCGAGUUGUACUUUGGGGAACCGUGGAGAUGA